GAACGAGUUGGAAACGUGUUGAUCUUCCACGUUCUUGAAAUUCAAAGCAACUAAAAUUCCCGUCAAGCAAACGCAGAGCCGAGUUAGUGAUCUGUGGCGAAGCAGAGGCUGCUGCGCCACUCUCAGUCCGCAUGAUCCACGACACUUGAGCUCCAAACCAGGCAAUCUGGAUAAAUAAAGUGCUUUUUUUGUCCCUCAGAUCAAUGAAGUCAUGGGGCCCAUCCUGUUUUAGACAAAUGUAGGUUUGUUGCCAUAGCAGAGUUACCUGGGAAACCGAUCAGCUGGUUUAAACCCAAAGACGGAGAGACAAAGAAAAAGACGAAACACGCAGCACUUAUUUUCUGCUGCGCUGCGUGUGUAUUUAUAUCCUCCCGAACACCAGCCUGUUCUUAAUCUAUGUGUUGACGCACAAAAGCUGAAGCCAUUUGCAGCCUGCAGAGUUCUUUUUUAUUUAUUUAUUUUAUUUUUAUUUGGAGACACUCUCACAUAUCCUGUCUUGCCCCGAGAACCACCGAUGCGCUCAAAAAUAGAUGCAACAGAAACAUUUCCUGCAAAAACAAACAAACAAAUAAAGAAAGAAAACAGUUCUUUCUUUAUUUGAUGAAGAUGAAGUAGAGCUUGGGCUGCGUAAAACAAGCUCAAUUACACUUGUGUAACUUCAGACGCAACCAGUGCUCCUCUUACUGGUUCUACUGGGAGAACACGGAGUGCCACAGGUGGAUCUUAUUGGUCAGCCGAAGCGUCUGUGCUGUCCAUAAAAACGCACAACAGGAGCUCAGGAGCGGAGACCGAGCAUAAGGGCGCAGAGCAACCGCGCCACGGAGCUCACACCACGGCCGUGUGUCCAGAGAAAACACGUAUCACUGCAGGACUACACGCAGAGGAGCGCAAAAAGAGGACGCCACGCUCUGAAACAAGCCUAGGCUCCUGAGUGAAACCCGCCCCCCUGCUCCUGCCUCCGUCUGGUGGGAAAAUGUGGGUUCUGGAUAAGAUCCGUGGCUCGGUGGAGACCAAUGUGCUGCGACAAGGAGACAACGGUGACAGGAAGGCUGCCGCUGCACCAUACAGCAACGUGCUCACUCCCGACAAGAUCCCAGACUUCUUCAUCCCCCCAAAGCUGGUCAGCUGCCCCCCAGAGCCCGAGGUGCCGAGCAUCAAGCCCAAAGAGGGGCUGCAGCCGUCCACUUCUGAGCAAACCAUCAGCAGCACCAGGAAGAUCAGCAAUCCGAGGAGCCCUCGCCUGGUGGCCAAGAUCGCAGGAGAUACAAAGAACCUGCUGAGAGCAGCGAACCGCCACAUCAUCCAGAUAGAGAGUGCGGAUGACGUCGUGGCUGGGGACACCAAUGCAGACCCCCAGUCGCAGACCGCGAUGUCUCUGCCAUACGUUCCCAAGACUCAGACAUCUUAUGGCUUCGCGACCCUGAAGGAGAGCCCCCACACUCGACGCAAAGAGUCCCUGUUCCACUGCGAGCUGACCAGUCCCAUCACUUCCCCAAACACCCAGAGGAAGACUCCAGGGAAGGGCAGUGAGACAGGGAACCAUCUGACCCCCGCUGACUGCAACACCUCCCACAUAAACCCCUACCGGUACUUCAGUGGUGGAGAAAGUGACACCUGCUCUUCCGCUGAGUCCUCCCCCUUCAGCUCGCCGUUGCUGUCCCGCUCCGCCUCCCUCCUCAAGAUCUUCACGCACGAGACGCAGGCCAAAGUGGCGAAAGCCAAGCGGACGCUGGCUCGCCACAGCUCCCUGUCGACAGACGAAUGCAGCUCGGCCGAACCCAGCCCCAACAUCCAGCGGCGGCUCCGCAUCCCGUCCCUUCACGGCGCCGGAGGGGCGUCCGACCACGGCCUCCAGCGGGAGCACACCAUCAACCUGCACAAGGGCGGCACGGUGAGGAUCAGCGCCAACUACGACUCCGGCACGUCACGCCUGCUCAUCCGGGUCCUGGUGGCUGAGAGUCUGUAUGACAAGCACGUCGACAUCAAAAGCAUCAACUGCUGCGUGUCUGUGUACCUGAACCCAGGCAAGCUGCAGAAGCAGAGGAGCAACAUCAUCAAGAACAGCCGCAACCCGGUCUUCAAUGAGGACUUCUUCUUUGACUCCAUCAGCUCUGUUCAGGUGAAGAACCUUUCUGUGAAGUUCAAGGUGGUGAACAAGGGCACCAGCCUGAAGAGAGACACGCUGCUGGGAGAGAGGGAGGUACCACUAGCAAAGUUGCUCUCAGGGCUCUAAAACCACAGCAGAUGGAGUUUAAGCUGAUAACUUGGGAUUUUCAAAGAGCAGUUCUGAUAAAGUUUACAAGCAGUUACCAUGUGACGUACUGUAGAUGACUCUCGAGGCAUCUUACUUUAGCUUAAAUCCAGAUCAGUCGGUCAUCGUGGCUGAAGCUGUCGCUAGUCUGAAAUUAGCGACCAAAGUGGAUUCCUACAAAUCAGAUCUCAAAAACAACAUUGUGGUUUAUGAAAACUUGAUUUUAAUUACAGUCAUCUGUGAUUAUUUACAUUUUACACAGGAAGUGGAGCCAGCGCAUCUGCAAUGAUCUUCCUGUGUGAAACAUAAGAAGAGAGAAAAACACAAAAAACUAAGAUCUAUUUCCUUAAUUUGUCUUGUUUUUCCAUCACGUUAAAAGCUCUAAGGUUCUGGUACCAUUUUGUCGGUCCUCUGCUGACCCGGUUCUGUCAAAGCUGCUUCUGACCUGAAACCUGCUUGGCCCUGGUUAGACCAGCUGUUUAGCUUCAGGCUCUGGGACCCACAAACUUGGAUUUAUAAUAAAUAAAGAUGCCAAGAGUUAUUUACUGCAGGUAAGCUAUUAACCGCUUGUAACCUUCCCACAGAACCUCUUCUGACUGAAGCUGUUCUUUGGUGUUUGCACUGUUUUCUCCAUCACUCAUUGACUUUAAUCUAUGAAGAAGAAAAGAUUUCACCAUAAGCUCCCUGGUGUACAAGAAUGGAGGAUUUAAUCCACUUCUUCUCCUAAAAAUGGAUUCUCACCGAACCAAACUGAACCCAACAGCACCAGAUGAAUGUGGCAGAUGAAAGCUCUCCAUUCUGAGCACGUCUCCCGGCUGAAUGUCCUGAGCCAGGCCCCCCUGGCUCAAAGGUUGGACAGCACCUGUGCGUCAGGCCGUCUCCUGUCCUCCAGCGCCAACGUCCUCGUUGUGGUUUUAUUAUUGUAAUGUGUGACUGAAAUCCGCGGCAGCGCAGGAUUUUUUACAUCGGCUCCGCCAUCUGCCGGCACAGAGAUGCUUUUGUGAAGGAGUGCGCGCUUUGAAGUGGCCCUAGAUCCUGAUGUGCAAAUGAUCCUUUGAUGUGCACGGCGAAGGCAAGGAGCGAAAAGAGUGCCCACAUUUACAUGCACAUCAAAAAUGGAAUUACAAUAUGAGUGAUUAAGCAAAGGACUGCUAUGAUCUGAUUAAACUUGAUUAAAACACUCAAAAUUAGAAAUGUUACACAACAACCAAGACCUGCUUCUUCACCAGUAUCGCACCGUCGCAGUUUUGCUUUCGCAGACCCGAUCCGACCAAGGUUAAAGCAACAAAAACAGACCUGUUUUUAACCGUGUUGCAUUUAGACGGUAAUUUAUGUAGCAUCCUGUUACUGCACUCGGUUUCUGCUUCAAAUUUCAUUCGUUAGCUGUCAGCUGGAGUACAAAUAUUUGGGGGAUUAAAAUCUCACUCAGCAAUAUUAAAAUCCAUUACCUCAACAUACCUAAUUUGUCCAAUAUCAAUACAUUACAAAGUUAGAGCUUCUUUUAACCUGUCGCCACAUCUGCUGUAGUUUCACUUUCUGUGACUUUCUUUAAAUCUACUGAUUAGAAAUCACACAUUUCCAAGAACGGUGAAGAAUGUACUUUGGGAGGAACAUUUUCAGCUGUCUUCUUUAAAACCCUCGCUUCAGAAUAAUUAGUUUUCUCUCCAAAAGUGAUUAUACACUAAUAUAGAGAUGCCUGUUUAAAAUCACAAAAUACCUCUUGCUUGGGAGGCUCCCAACAAAGUUUUACUAGAAUAUAUUUUGACAAACUGAAAAUCCACUAUGUAAAAAGAUAUGAAGUAAAAUGCUGGCACCAGUAAUUCUAAAUCAAUUAAUGCAAGAUUAUUUCAUAAAUGUGGAGUUACCGUAUUUAUCUGAUUUUCAACAUUGUGAAAAGAAAUGAUAAAAAAAAAUCUAAAUCUAUGGUAUAACUUAACUAGAUAAAGUAGAAGAUUCAAACAUCAAGGCGGUCAGGAAUGUCAUGAAAAGACAAUAGAUUUUUCAGAUCUAUUGUAAAAUCUAUUGUCUAGAUCUCUGCAAGCCACAGAUCAAGCCUGGAUGCCUGAUAUCCAGGCUUCUGCUGAAAAACAUGCCGACAUAUCAGAAGUUUAUGUUGUAAACAUAAUUUCCUCAAAUAAGGUCGUUGUCAAACCACAUGUCAUAUUCUGAGAUUAUGUUUUAGGGCAGAUUUGGAAGGGUUUUGCAAUAAAUGUGUCUCUUUUGAUGCUGAGUUAGUGGAGAACUGGACAGGACUGUGAAAGGAAAACAAAGAGAUGCAUUGAGAGCCUGGAUUAAACUUGAAUCUGUUUUGAGGAAUAACAAUAUUAUUAAGCCUUUGUAUAUUGGAUAGCAGAUUAGCUCAAAACUCUAAACAUUACUGUGUGUAAAUAUAGUUUUCACUGGUGUCCCUUGAAAGGCUGCAUCCAUAGCUCAGAAUAAACUGUCUUCAAUUUUUUUCUACAGUUAAAUAUUGUAAUGACAUAACUAUUUUAACCAAUAUUUCCUUACAUAAACACACAUUAACCCUUAAAGAAAGGAGGUGAUACAUGCCUGGAAAAAGAUAAAUAAAAUAAAAAAUACACAACCACAUAUUUCUUCUGGAUCAGGAGACAUUUUUGAGAUUAAGGGUUGGAAAUACAAAAACAAAACAAAAACCUCUCAGUUUUACUGAAAUUACCUGUAAAAAUAAAAAUUCUCUGAGUGAAACAUGAGAGGAUUUAUGCCCAUUAACAUCCCUGAACAAAUGUAUCCCAUUGUUUGAAAUAUUGCAAAGUUGUAUCAGGGACAGAUGACACAAUUUGACCCUAAAGCAUAUAUACUCAUUUAAAAGGUAAACAAAAAGACUACCACUCAGGUAAAGUGCACUCUAGUAAUAUAAAGGCUAGUUUGGAGGAAGAGGAAAAAAAAUAUCAAACUGAUGCAUUUAUGCGAGAGCAUAAAACAGCAAUAGGAUCAGCAGCAAGAUGCAUCAUGAUCUUGCUGCUUUGGAGGAUUUCGCUUGAGUUAAACUCCGUCCUGCAACUCCAGUGGUUUGUUCAAAUCCAGCGUUAGAAUCAGAAACUAUUUUAUUCGGAUUCAAACAGCUUCUGGCAAUCUCCACGGAAAAACAAAACAGACCACUGGACGGUCUGAUUAGGAUUUUAUAUGGUGUGGGUGAAGGUCUUGGAAAAACAACAGAUUAGUGUUUGCAGUAAUAAAUGCAACAUAUCUAUUUGUUUGAUGAAGCUUGUUUAGCCUCAUGAUUGAUUUUCCAGCUGCAGCUGCCCAGUGUGGGCAACAACCUGAUUAAAUCUUGUGCAGCCGAGCAACAGGCACUCACUAAAUUGGCACAUGACUAUCAUCAGUCUGACUGCUGAUACCUUACUGGACUCUCAUAUCAGCUUAAACGCUCUUCAAUGGUCAAUUUUUCUCCACUUUAAUCAAGCCUGUUAAAUUAGCACAUGUUCGGUAAAACUUUGAACGCUGCUUCAGCACAUUUGGAGUGAUGUUGUUGGCAGGAGGACAAAAGACAAGUUCAUUAAACUCAUUAAACCCUGUAAAUUUUAUUUUUAUUUUUUCAAAGUCAGCCAUCGACGUAUGCAACCAGUCUUUUGCUGUAGUGCCUCUGUAUUAGCAGUGUGCAUGUAAAUGUGUUACUUUUUUAAAUAUAUGAGAUUAGAGCAUUGGCGUCAGUGCGUUACCGGCUGCAUGGUAUCAACAUGUUACUGGUGUUUGCAUGACAUGCUCAAAGUUUUCUGAAACCCUAAAGCCUUACUCUGUGUGUGUGUGUGUGUGUGUGUGUGAGAGAGAGAGAGAGAUGGUGAGAAAGUUUGGAUGUGUGUUUGAGCCGCAUGAUUUUGUCCAGAGUUGUUCACUUUCUAUCUGUAAAGUGGAGUUUUUUCUUUUUUUGUAAAAUGCUUUUGAAACUUGCCGUAUGUUGGACUUGCACUGUAUUUUAUCUAUUCGCUGUAAACAGGAGUUAACGUUUGUCGAACGACUUAAUUAUGCACCAGCUAGCAAGUGCUGACGAGCCCGUCGGUGAGAGAGAGAAAACAGACAACACAGACAGCAAAGCAAAGCGCCACAGAGAGCAGCAACACAAACGUGAACGGCAGCCCGCUCCUUUUCUGUGGCGCUUCUGAAGGAAUUGCAAAUGAUUGCAGCAGCUCCGAGUGAGAGAGAGAGAAAAGGAGUGACGCUUCUGUUAAAGACUUUUCCUCCACACGGCGUGUGCCGCCCACCUGUAGCUCCCCUGUUGAUGUGCUCUAUAUUACUUCGCUUACAGUGACGCUGUUGGCCGUUCUCUGAUGGGGUAGAUUUGGUGAAAUGUUGUAAUCUCUGCUGCCUUCUUGUGUUGAGCUGCUCGUAGUCUUGCUGUACUUUGGAUUCAAGCUCCCGGUAAAACCAAACUAUAUCUCUGAGGCUUCUUCUAGCAUGGCUGAACUUCCUCAGAUGUGGCUGUGCUCAAUUUUAGCAUUUUUUUUUUAAAUUGUGCUUUUUGUACAUUGAGGUAAAACUUUGCUUCAGUCACAAAGAGUGAUUGUUAUAGUAAUGCACAUGAUAGCUGUGAUUUGCUGAUUGUUUGAUAGUGUCUUUCUCUUUUACAGCUGUACAGUAGUGCUCUGCUAAUUUCAAUCCCUGUUUUCUGAACAAACUGUUGCUAUUAAUGACCCAUUGCACCUGAACCCGACUUUAAAAGAAAAAUGAAAGUUUAGCUUUUAUUUUAUAGGCAUUGAAAGUGUAGGCCUUGAAAUAGAUAAAACAUUUAUUGCACCAGCACUGUGUCAAACAGAAAUAUGUUGAAAAAUCCAAACUUUCACUUGGGUGUUCACCCAAUAAUGAAAGUAAUAUGUAAGUAAAUAAUUGAUCUCUUACAUCAUUUUGAAUGUACACUUCAUUUAAUCAGCCUUUUAUUUGCUUUUAACCAGGAUUUUGUAACUUUCUAAUUUCUUGCAAUGUUAAAAUUACUUGAAACAGGGGCCUGUUUCAUUAAGACACUCUUCAAAAUGGGAAAGACAAGAGAGCAUGCCAUUCUUAAACACUGACAGCCACAGCAAUAGUUCAAAAGCUUCAAACAAGAGGAGCAAAACUCUAAUUGUGGAGGCUUUAAACAUGGAGGCCAACAUUGCAAGGUUAAUUAAUUUUCCUUGUCAAGUUUUACAAAAUUUGUUUCAAACCCAUUUUUUUUUACUGAAUGCAGUUGUUACAGAUCAUUUCCUCCCUGUAAUAAAAGUUUUAUUUAACAGAUGGUUCUACUUAUGGUCAGGUUGAGGUGCAACUUGUUAGCAAAUCAUUUAUUUUGGAGUUCAGCUGCCACAUUUUAGGGAGUAGAAUGAUAAUACUGAGAUAAUGAGAGAUAACAAAUUGACUCCUGUGAAACAUUUGUAAAUUACGAUCUUUAAUAAUCACAAUUUCAAUACCAGUGACCUCAUGUUGGUCGCAUAUGUUGACAGAUAUUCACGGAAUUUUUUUUCUACAAUAUCAGUAAAAAAUACAGAUUGGGAAACUGAAAUACCAAGGUAUGACGCUACUUGAUGCGCUAUUGGCUGGUGUUUUCAAAGCAGCCAGUCCUGGAAUCCUGGACUGCCAUUCAUUUUCCUUAUUUCCAAGAAGGAGGACUGUAGAUGUUAGCUUUUGCGGUACUGGAAAGACAGUUUUGACUGAAACUGGCAAAUAUAAGCGUAAAAUUUUUAUAGACUGUGGUCCCAAACCCCUGUGAAUGCCUGGAGUCCACAUACCUUAAAGCAAACAACAACAACAACAACAAAAAAUACAUAAUAGAAAAAAACUUAAAAUCCUCAGACUAGUACAAAUUGGUGCCUGGUUAUAGGAAAGAGUCCAGGCUUCUUUUGGAGCAGAAGGUUUUUGAGAAAGGUAACUAAAACCGCAGAUUUAAAUGUUGACAUGACCACCAAACAAGGCCCUUCUCUGGCAUUGCAGAGACAUUUAAGUUACAAUAUCAAACACCUAUUUAGCUUUUUUAAAGAAAGUAAAAGACUGAUGGGAUCAUCUUCUGCCAACUUUUUACCUUUUACAGCAAUUUAGCUCCAAGGUCUCGAUGAACAUCAGACAAGGUGAAAGCAAAGCAAAAGUUGCAGCUUUACAUUUCUCACUGAGUUUUGAAACAAAAAGAACAUUGUGUCCACAUUGUUCUGCAGCAGAGGUAAAAGUUUGACAUGCAGAAAACUCUCAGGCAACACGGAGGGUUUGAGUCACGAGCCACUGAUAAAGUUGUCGAAGGGUGGAGUUGAAAUAAACCUGCAGAACCACAUGAGUUAGUUCUCCACUCAGUUUCCCCUCGGUCAGCAGAGUUCACAGCUCUUCUGUCUGAGUCCCUUCUACAACUUUAUUCCAUUUUUUAAAUUAUUUGAUGGUGUUUGAUUUGUACUUUCUGCUCAUUUUAAACACCAAAGAAUUUAAUAUUAAGGAAACUGGAAAACAAUCAUCUGCUUUAAACUCAAACCUGAAUCUACAGAGGAAUUAUCAGCAUUAACUUUCCCUAAUGGCCAUCCUGCUGCUGUGGCUCAAAUCUGUCCAUUCAACAGAUUUCUAAUUAGACAAAGGGCAAAGAGGCUCUGCUGAUGGCAGUUUAAAUAAGAAACCCAUCAAUAUCCAUGUAUGUGUGUUUUACUGACAGUGAUUUUGUUUUCUUUUGGCUUGUUGAGAUUUUGUUUUAAAUGAAACUGUAAAUGUGGUGAUGUUUCCCCCCCCCCCCUGUCUUGAGAAGUUUGCUCUGACAGAUGAAGCUGAAAAAGUGCCAAUCCUAUACUUGACUCUUGAUCCUUAACUUUUUUUUAAACGUUGUGUAGUAGUUACUGUGCUGUUUCUGAUCUUUGUGGUUAAUUACGUUCACACUGUGACGUUACGACAACUGACAGCUGUUCUCUCUCUGUGUGUUAAUGGGUUGGAGAUACUUUCAAUAAAAAGUCACUGCAAUCA
Messenger RNA from Poecilia latipinna (sailfin molly), 9169 nucleotides. RefSeq names its product C2 calcium-dependent domain-containing protein 4C. NCBI's taxonomy places the organism in Eukaryota, Metazoa, Chordata, Actinopteri, Cyprinodontiformes, Poeciliidae. The coding region runs from base 974 to 2233 and encodes 419 amino acids. The record is from RefSeq and is a predicted model, not a curated record. The transcript has 2 exons.